CACUACUGAACUGUUGGGAGCGGACUCGGGGCCGUUUCGCGGGGCCCUUGUUGCCGGUGGGGGUUGGGCGGCCCGAUGGCGACGUUCUUCGGGGAGGUGGUGGCGGCGCCGUCCCGGGCCGGGGUGGACGACGAGGAGGAGGCGGCGGAGGAGCGGGAGGAGACGCCGGAGGACCGCGAGAUCCGCAGGGAGCUGGAGAAGAAAAGAGAGGUCCACAUCCUUUGGAGUUCAAAGUUAAGUGCAUCUACUGGAAGCUUUACAGAUGAGCAGUUUCCUUGCUCUAAGUUUAUAUUGGCGAUAGGACAUAACGCUGUAGCUUUCCUGUCCUCAUUUGUUCUGAAUUCUGGAUGCUGGGAAGCAGUUGGCUCUGUCAAAUUGUGGAACGAGUGGUGCAGAACAUCAAAUACAACAAGUGUUCUUCCAACAGAUGCUUUCUGUUUGUUCUACAAAUUAAUAUCUGAUCCAACAGUAUUGUUGUGCCAGUGCAAUUGCUAUGUGGCUGAGGAUCAGCAAUUUCAAUGGCUUGAAAAGGUUUUUGGCUGUAUGCGGGAGGAGGAUCUGCAAGUAACCAUUCUUUCGACAUGUCCUGUAACUGAUUAUAAAACCCCUGAAUCCACUUUAACGCUUCCUUCUCCUUUUCUGAAAGCUUUAAAGACAAAAGAAUUCAAAGAGAUCGUCUGUUGUCCACUGCUGGAGCAGCCAAAUAUUGUACAGGGUCUCCCUGCUGCUGUUCUGAGUUAUUGUCAAGUAUGGCAGAUUCCUGCAGUGUUGUAUCAGUGUUACACGGAUGUCAUCAAACUGGACACUGUUACAAUUGAAGCAUUCAAGCCUGUGCUUUCUUCUAAGAACCUGAAGAGUUUAGUCAAGGAUAUGUCCAAAAGCACAGAGAUACUGAAGAAAUUAGUGACAACCAAUGAAAUUCAUAACAACAUCUAUACAUAAAGAUAAAGUGGACACUUAUCACCAACCAGUACAUUCAAGUCUGAAGAGCACUUUUGUCAACUCCAGUUGCUUAUUUGAAGAUAUUUUGGAAUUAUAGCUGCUGCUUUAAAAGUGGAAUAAAUCCUAAUAGAUUUUUUUAUAUUUUGAGAUACUCUUUAUUUGAGCAUUUUUCAAUGCCUAGAGUGACUUAACACAUGUCAAAUUUUCUUGCUUCACUAGAUGGGAGUAUAUUUUUAACAGUUUAUUAACCCAAAGAGACGACUUGAGGAUGAAAUGCACAUUUUUCCCUUAAGUGGAUCGAAUGACUUGUUUUAAAUAUACACGUGCUAUAGUCAAAACAGAAAAGUAGGUUUGAUUGAUGUCUAAUGAUGUCAUACUUCGUUAAAUUUAUUUUGAGUUGUCUUAAAAAUCUAUGUGGGUGAUCUGAAUAAAGAUACUCAGAAGUUCUCAAAUUUUAUAUACAAAAUAUUUAUGUUAAAAAUACCAUGGUAAAGACAUAUUUGGAAACCUACUUAUGUGUAAAAAUACAAUUCAGGAUUCCACCAUUUGCAUUAGUAAAAGUGGUGGGAACAUGGAAUUAUCAGCUAUCUGGAAGCAGAUGAAAUAUGUGACUCCAUUUUUACUUCACUUUGGAACUUGCCUCAAUAUUUUAGCCACCUUUCUCUUACAUAAAGAGAAAUUAUACUUUAUGGUAGUCAGAAAUUUUGCAGGUCAAAACUGCUUCAAUAAGCUUUUAAUCUUAACAGCACCUAGCACAAUGUGGUCCAUGACUCUUAAGUGCUGCAGUAAUACAAAGAAGAAAUAAUAAUCAAAACUGACUUUUAAUCUUAAAAGUCUGUUUACAUCCAUACAAUAAAAAUUUGCUUCAACCGUUUUAACUGAGUUGACAAAGGAGUAGUAAGAACAACAGUCACCUUUAUGCUGAAUAGGAAAUUUUCAAAGAGAAGCAAAUAGUUUAAAUCUUCAGUAUUUAAAGUUGAAAUGAUUUUAGAGGUUAAUAUUUUAAGAACCUAUGGUUUAUAAUGUUGUUCUGACUGUUUUUAAAAUUAAAUAUUGGAAUUGGCAUAAAGUUGCGGUACAUCGGUACAUUAACUGUAUAUUGUCCCUGACAGUGUAUUCAAGAUUAUAAUUGCAAAUGUGGCAUGAAGAAUUAAUAUUCUGUUGUAGCCAUCUGCAUCAGAGUGCUGUUACUAGAAUGAGAAUUUUAAAAUGUAUUUGGGUCAUUUUACAGGAAAGAAAGAUUACUUUCAAUCUACUGUGGCUUAGAUCGUUCUCAGCAUAGUCAGUUUGAUUUUUUUUUUAUUGUGAAAGCUCACUGGAAUAUUCGUAACAAUAUACUUUUAUGUCUUAACUGCA
This is a messenger RNA of Trachemys scripta elegans, 2298 nucleotides long. RefSeq names its product proteasome assembly chaperone 1 (gene PSMG1). NCBI's taxonomy places the organism in Eukaryota, Metazoa, Chordata, Testudines, Emydidae. Gene Ontology annotation, biological process: proteasome core complex assembly. Gene Ontology annotation, cellular component: endoplasmic reticulum. The transcript has 7 exons. The record is from RefSeq and is a predicted model, not a curated record. Bases 76 to 942 code for a protein of 288 amino acids. Gene Ontology annotation, molecular function: proteasome binding.